Molecule: messenger RNA, 5056 nt
Organism: Carassius auratus (goldfish)
Lineage: Eukaryota; Metazoa; Chordata; Actinopteri; Cypriniformes; Cyprinidae
Product: estrogen-related receptor gamma-like
Exons: 7
Coding region: 2963-4444 (493 amino acids)
Biological process (GO): regulation of DNA-templated transcription
Cellular component (GO): nucleus
Molecular function (GO): sequence-specific DNA binding; steroid binding; nuclear steroid receptor activity
Source: RefSeq, a predicted model, not a curated record
ACUAAAAUUAAAAAUGAGAAAAAAAUAAAAACUAUAAAGACUAAUAAAAAUACAAAAUCACAAUACAAACAAAUUAACAAAAUGUAAUUAAAGGUGACAACUCGCAAUUUUUAUAUGUUAAAGUACAAUUUAAAAUCAUUCAAAUGUAUAGCAUUAUUGCAAAAUAUUAGUAAAAACUAAAAUACUAAUAUUAUCUGGCACUAAAACAAUGUUGGUUCAUAGUCAUUUAAAAAAAUGUCAUAAAAACACUUUCAAGACAGCAAAAAUAAAUAAAUAGUGAAAUUAGUCUCAGGAUGUGAGGGAUUUUUUUUUUUUUAAGUUAAUUAUGAAAUCAUAUUAUUAUGAAAAUUGUUUUGUAAAAGUCUUCACUCCCUCCAAAAAUCUUGAAUCUAUUUUAAUAGAAAGCGCAGCUUGAAAAAUCUGUCAAACAUCUCUUUUGUUGUUCUAAUGCAAGAAGAUCAGUCCUGUGGGUUUACGAGACCAUGAGGUUGGAGUAGAUGAACAACUUGAUUAGGAGAAUACUCUAUUAUCAUGCUGAUUGUCUUCAGGGAUGUGUUUUAUGGUAAUUAUUUCAUAUUCUGUGUGUGUUUGUUGUGGACAGAUCGAUACUCUCAUCAGUACAGCUGAUCUGGAGAGGAAUUAUUACUCCGCAAUCUAGCUGAAAAUUAUACCACUCGAUGGCUUUCUGUUCUGCUUAGCAGCUGAUAUGUAGGAGAUUUAUUCAAAGUAUCCAGAGUCAGUGUGAAUAACGGAAUCCUGAUUAGUUCUAAAAUAGAAUACAGUUCUUUUUUUCUUCUUCUUUUUUUUUUUUUUUGUAAGACCAUGCUCAAAAUAUGAAUAUUUAAGAUAUAUUUCAGAUGCAUCAGAUAUUUCUCAACAAUUACUUAGCUGUCAGUUCAACAGACUAUCAAAAUGUUUUGUAAUUUUAACCCUUUAAUAGAACUAAGUAAAAACCAAUAAUCUGUUUAAAGGUACCUGCUUAUUAUUAUAGAUAGAUAGAUAGAUAGAUAAAGCAAAGUUGUAAGCAAGUCCAAUGCAAGAACUUGUCUUAGCGUAACAAGAUAAGUUUUAGUCCAAUGUGGUAACAUUAGCGGUUUCAUGUAAAAAAAAAAAAAAAAAAAACUCCACGUGAGAGUUAAAAAAGCUGUGUCAUCAUCUGUCUCUGUGCGUGAGACAAACGAGAUGAGAAUCGUCUCAGUCAGAGGAAAUCCAGCAUGUAAUCCUGCUCAGCUCAUCACUUUGAGACCCGGGUUACGUAACGCUCAGCACACAGGUAACAACCGCCACUGAUACUCACACAUAUCCACACAAUUUCAUGAUAACAGGAUGAGAGCAUAGAAAUGUGAGCGUAAAGUACAGUAAAGUGCACAAACCUGGAAAAUACUUAGAUUUCUUACAGUGUAGGCUGAUUUGAUACAUCUUAGGUGAGUAAAGCCAUAUAGAUGAUAUCUGUCAGUUCUCUUGAACCAGGGUUGAUGCAUUCAAUGCUUGUGAUGAAAACCUAAUUAUAGGAUUUGCCAGGUUAGUGACAUUUCAUUUUUGAAAGAGGGCUGAGUGCAAUGAUGAACUGCCUUAAAUUAGAUUGAGUGUUUAUUGUGGUUAGUGCCCCCAUACAGUAAAGCUGCUUUGACACAAUCUAUAGUAAAAAGCAUUAUAUAAUUAGACUAAACAUCAUUGCAAUUAGUAGCAGAAUUGUAUUUCAUUAAGAAUCUACACAUUUUAUGCUAUUUAUAUGAAAGUAAAGCUUUCUUUACACUACAGAAAUUAAGCUUUUUGGUUCACAGGAUGUUAACUGAUGGACUGGAGUGGUGUGGAUUACUUAUUGUGAUGUUUUUAUUAGCUGUUUGGACUCUCAUUCUGACGGCACCCAUUCAGAUCCAUUGUUAAGCAAUGAUAAAUGUAUCCAAAUCUGUUCUCAUUAGGAAACAAACAUUCAUUUCAACAAAAGGUGCUUAAAUAAGCAGCUGUGCUCUCAUGCAGCUUCCAGGACUGCUUCUAUAUGGGUUAUAAAAGGUUUUAAAAGACAGCAUCAUGAAUGCCAUGGAGAUAUUUGCUCUUUGUGAUGUUAUGAACUGAGAUCUGUGAUGCAGUGGUCAGACCUGUCUGUCUGAUCUGGAUUUAGCUGUGAUCUGGAGGGAUGAGGAGGAUGUUUAAUGAGGAGCGUUUCCUGUUGUGUGGUCUGCAAUGACAAUGAUGAUGGUGAGAGAGUUGCAGAAUCGAGCAAAUAUCAGACUUAUAGACAUAGAAAGCGUUGAGAUCUUCUUUUGUUUUUCGGCUCAGUGUAUGUUUGAUCUCGUCACAUGAGUGGACAGAGGCUUUUCCAGAUAAUACCACUGAAAACACUGUCUGUUUACCUCCUGCAUAAUAGAGGCUUUCUCAUUUCAAACACAAAGUUACACUUGAUCUCGCAUAAACCUUAUUGUUUCUUAAAAGUUUACUGAGCUUUAGGCUAAUUGUAGGAGAUGAUGUCUUGUUUUAAACGCAAUUUUGAAGACAAGAAUUGCAAUAAUGUUUAUAAUGGAAAUCUUUAUGUAGCCUUAAGAUCUGUAUAGUUUUUGAUACUUUUAAGUCGCAUCCCUUACCAUGGUUUACUGUAAGUGCCCUUAAAUAGGCUACACUAUAACACAGCAGCCUGUACAUAUGCAUCAGAUGUUUCUAAGCAUAUAUAACGGGUUUGGAAGCUGGUUAUAAACCACUAAAAUAGUCUACACUAAAAUUUCAGUACUGCCUUUAAAAUAUCACGUGUAGGCUAAAUGAUAAAUAUCGUUUGUUUUCGCGUUUUUCUUUCAUUUCACUCUCAAAACUGAAGCUCCAUCUCACCUGAGCAAGGUUUAUGAAUAUUCAGUAGAACGCGCUCCGAUUGGUCGAUUAUCUGCUGACGUUGGUGUUGAGGCGGGAACAAAGCUAGACGGGCAUUCAAUAUUCAUAAGCAGCACCGCGGUGUUUUUAGCGUUUGCACUCGAUGCAGUCGCAGAAACGCAGUGAGGAGAAACAGACGAGCGUUAUUACACUAACACAUUACAGACGAAAAGAAGAGCGACAUUUAGUAUUUUUCUCAGGUUAUGUUUUCAUUAUUAGCUGUCUAAUGGAUCUAGUUCAGUUUUUUCACCCGGAAUCUUUUUUCUUUCCUUCUGAACAGAACAACUUUCUGGACAUGAUGUCGAUCGAUGGACACUGUCCUGCCUACAUCAAGACGGAGCCAUCGAGCCCUUCCUCCCUGUCGGACAGUCUGACGCAGCACAGUCCCGGAGCGUCGUCGGACACCGGGAGCAGCUACAGUUCAGUAGCUAAAGGCAAGCCAACAGGUCUGGACUCUCCCGCUUCAUUCCCUGCGGCGGAGGCGGAUCUUAGGCCCCCCGGCGCCCCCUGCAGGCAGCUGGAGGAAACACAGGAGAAGAGAGGAUACGGGCUGAGCUCGGGCCCCAAACGCCUGUGUCUGGUGUGUGGAGACGUUGCGUCUGGUUUUCACUAUGGAGUGGCUUCCUGCGAGGCCUGCAAAGCAUUCUUCAAACGCACUAUUCAAGGAAACAUCGAGUACAGUUGCUCAGUCAGCAGAGACUGUGAGAUCACUAAAAGAAGGAGGAAGUCCUGUCAGGCCUGCCGCUUCACUAAGUGUCUGUCUGUGGGGAUGCUGCGAGAAGGUGUGCGUUUGGACCGGCUGCGAGGAGGACGGCAGAAAUAUAAGAGGAGAAUCGACUCUGACUCCAGCGUCUUCUUCAGUGUACAGCAACCUCACAGAAAACAACCGUCCUGCAGCACUCAGGGGGAGAAUAAGGUGGUGACCCUGCUGUUGGGGGCGGAGCCAGAGAAGCUGUGUGCCAUGCCUGACCCCGCCCUCCCUGACAGUGACAUCAAAGCCCUAACGACCUUGUGUGACCUCGCCGACAGAGAGCUGGUGCUCAACAUCAGCUGGGCCAAACACAUACCAGGUUUCUCCAGCCUCUGUCUGUCCGAUCAGAUGAGUCUCCUGCAGAGCGCGUGGAUGGAGAUCCUCAUCCUGCGUGUGGCUUUCCGCUCGCUGCCCUGCGAGGACAAACUAGUGUUUGCAGAGGAUUACAUCAUGGAUGCUGAACAGGCCAAAUCAGCAGGUCUGCUGGAGCUCCACAAGGCCAUAUUACAGCUGGUGCGCAGGUACAGGUCUAUGAGGCUGGAGAGAGAAGAGUUUGUCACUCUGAAAGCCAUCGCUCUCGCAAACUCAGACUCGAUGCAUAUAGAAGACGUGGAGGCCGUUCAGGGUCUGCAGGACUCCCUCCAUGAAGCUCUUCUGGAUUAUGAGUGUGUCCAUCAUGGGGAAGACCCUCGACGGACGGGGAAACUGAUCAUGACCCUUCCGCUCCUCCGCCAGACCUCGGCCAAAGCCGUGCGGCACUUCUGCAGCAUCAGGCAGGACGGACGCGUCCCCAUGCACAAACUCUUCCUGGAACUUCUGGAGGCAAAUAUCUGAUCCUUUACCUGAUUGGACCGUCAAACAGAGGUGACACGCCCCUCCUGCACACGAUUGGAUGAAGGAUUAUUCACAAAUCCAGGGAAAACAACAGGCGCUUGUCAUUGUCAUGAUACCUAACAAUAAUACAGCAUAUUCUCAGACUAAUACAGUUUGUUUUGUAUAGUUGACAGAUAACCAAAAAAUGAAGUAUCAAAUAUACAGUACUGUUCAAAAGUUGUUGUUUUUUAGGAAAUUAGUCAUUUUAUUCAGCAAGGAUGCAUUAAAUUGAUCAAAAGUGUCAGUAAAGACAUGCUACAAAAUCAGCAGAUCAGCUUAUUAGAAUGAUUUCUCAAGGAUCACGUGACACUGAAAUAGUGGUGUGGAAAAUUCAGCGUUGAUCACAGGAAUAAAUUACAGUCUUACAUAUAUUCAGACACAAAACAGUUAUUUUAAAUUAUAAUAAUAUUACAGAUUUUUCUGUAUUUUUGAUCAAAUAAAUGCAGCCUUGGUGAGCAUAAAACACUUUUUUUAUUUUUAAACAGAUCACACCGAGCCCAAACAUUUAUGAGUGAGUGCUGGAAGUGAAUAAAUAUUGUUAAAUUAUUGGAGAAACUAAAUCUCAAGCUCAAA